CUUGUACGCUGAAAUGGUUUCACAAGGAGUUAGAGAAAGUGCGUCGACGUUCUCGUCGGUUUUGGGUGUUUAUAAUGACGCAGGGUUUUGUAGAGAAGGAAUGCAAGUUCAUUGCAGGGUUGUCUCACUUGGGUUCGGCUUGAAUUUGUAUGUAGGGAGUUCACUUGUUGAUCUUUAUUUCCAUAUGGGACUAGACAAUGCAGCUUUGAAGCUGUUUGAUGAGUUGCUGGACUGAAACUUAGCUGUUUGGAAUGUGUUGUUACGUGGGUUUUGUGUGUUGUGUCGGGUGGAUGAGUUAUGUGGUGUGUUUUCCAGGAUGGAAUUGGAUGGUGUGGAUCCAAAUGUGCUUACUUUUUGUUAUUUGAUCUGCGGACGUUGUAGUGGGAGGCUUUUGGAAGCAGGAAAGCAUCUACAUUGCUGCAUUGUUAAGGACGGAUGGGUGGAAUCGAAUACAUUCGUUGCCAAUGCUCUGGUGGAUUUAUACUCUGCUUGUGGGAGCUUGAUUGAUGCAACAGAAGCAUUUGAAGCUAUUCCGAAGAAGGUCUACACCAAAAAUGGUUUACCACUUGAUGCGCUCGAGUUAUUUGCUGAGAUGCAGUUUUGGGAGAAGAGGCCAUCGAUCGUAACUUUGUUUGUAUGGUUUUUGAAUUUAGCUAGUAGGACUGAGAAUUUUGAACUUGGAAGGCAGAUGCACUCUUAUGUUGUGAAGUUGGGUUUUGGUCACGGUGGGAAUGUUUAUGUUCAGUCUGCUCUAAUAGACAUGUACGGGAAAUGCGGUGACAUUGAAAGUUCAGUGUCUAUUUAUGAAAUUGUUCAUGAGCAAACGCUGGAGUGUUGUAAUUCUUUGAUGACCUCUUUGUUGCAUUGUGGUGUUAUUGUGGACGUGGUGGAAAUGUUUGUUUUGAUGGUUGAUGAGGGAAUUGGCCUUGAUGAAGUUACUCUAUCCACGACCCUGAAAACCUUAUCUAUUUCUGAUUUGGCAAGUUUGGGAAGCUGCAAAUUGGUAACACUGUUGUGCAAUAAAAUCAAGUUUUGAAUCUGAUAUUGCGGUUUUGUGUUCACUAAUCGAUGCAUAUGCAAGAUGUGGCCAUGUCAAGCUUUCUCGGAAAGUUUUCGAACAACUUCCUUUACCAAAUAUCAUUUGUUUUACAUUGAAAAUCCAUGGAUAUGCCCGGAAUGGAAGGGGAAGCGAAGGUCUUGAUUUGCUUCAAGAAAUGAUCACAAGGGGUCUCACACCUGAUAAAGGGACAAUCUUAGGUGUGUUAAGUGGGUGCGACCAUUCAGGACUGGUCAAAGAAGCAAGAUUUGUGUUUGAUUCAAUGAAAAAACUAUAUGAUAUUUCUCCGGACAGAAAGCAUUUUUCGUGUAUGGUUGAUCUCUUAGGCCGGGCGGGUUUGCUAGAGGAAGCUGAAGAGUUGCUGCAGCAGGCACCGGUUAAUGGGGACUGUGAUGUGGAGCUCGUUAUUGCUAAGUUGUAAGGUACACAAUAACGAAACAGUCGGAGGACGAACUGUAAAAACUUUAUUAUUGGAGUUUGAUGUCGAAGAUCCAGAGUUUUGAAUGCAAGCUUCAAAAUUUUAUUCUGAAAUUGGAGAGUGUGACACUGCAAUGCAAAUCAGGGAAAUUGCAAUUGCAAGAAAAGUGAAAUGGGAGAUGGGUCACAGUUUGGUUCGAGGUAAACAGUCACCAUCACUGCUAACAUUUUGAAAUGAUGAAACCACCUGAUCGGAUUCUUCUUUGACCCCACUGUUACACUGUAUGGAGAAAAUCUUAGGUAGGGGUUCCGUUAACCACCUCUCACAGAAACACGGGAUCCCUUGUAUUUUAAUCCCACUUGACUCCACUCGGUCCCACGCGAUCCUACUUUGUAUGAGAGUUGUCCUAAUCAAGCAGUCUCACCGGAAUUCUCUCCACCGCAUGAUGCUUUCAGCUAAAUUUUCACCUAGCUGGCCCCUGCUUACGAGGAAACGUGGUGUCUGACAACAGUUGCAUGCUUCAUGAGCUUGAAAGUUUUCACAUAGAAGAAGACAGCGAGCUGGAUGUUUUCGACAUUCCGACAUGGAAAAGUGAACGAGGUUGCAAGAUUCUUGUUAACGUGGAUAGCUUUGCUGCAGUUGGAGAUGGAGUUUCUGAUGAUACUCAGGCUUUCCAGAAAGCCUGGGGUAUCGCUUGCAAUACAACAAAUGCAGUUUUCUUGGUACCCCAAGGGCACCAGUAUCUAGUGAAUGCUACAAAAUUUCAAGGGCCAUGCGAGGAUAACCUAAUCAUCCAGAUUGAAGGAACUAUAGUAGCUCCGGAUGAGCCUAAUAACUGGGAUCCGAGAUUUCCACGAACAUGGCUUGAUUUCACUAAAUUGACCGGAGUCCUUUUCCAAGGGGAUGGCGUUAUUGACGGCUCAGGCAGUAAAUGGUGGGCCGCAUCCUGCAAAAAGAACAAGACAAAUCCUUGCAGAGGGGCACCAACAGCAUUUACUAUUGAUAAAAGCUCAGCUAUAAAGGUAAAAGGCAUCACCAUCAAGAACGCCCAACAGAUGAAUUUUGUCAUCUCUCAUUGUGACGGGGUGCGAGUUGAUGCAGUAUUAGUCUCGGCUCCAGGAGACAGUCCCAACACUGAUGGAAUCCAUAUCACAGCAUCUACUAAUGUGGUUCUCCAAGACUGCAAAAUUGGAACAGGGGAUGAUUGCGUCUCAAUUGUCAGUGGUACCUCCGGAAUUAAGAUGAAGAGAAUCUUUUGCGGACCAGGACAUGGAAUCAGCAUCGGAAGUCUUGGGAAGGGCAACUCCACUGACAUGGUCACAAAAGUGGUCUUGGAUACGGCAUACCUCAGGGAGACGACCAAUGGCCUCAGGAUUAAGACUUGGCAGGGUGGUUCUGGUUAUGUACGUGGUGUCCGUUUUCAGAAUGUAAGGAUGGAAAAUGUAUCAAACCCGAUAAUCAUAGAUCAGUUUUACUGCGAUUCCCCCAAACCUUGUCAAAAUCUGACAUCAGCGGUGGAAAUAACCCAAGUCAUGUACAUGAACAUUUCUGGAACCACAACGAGUGCGAAGGCCAUGAAAUUUGCCUGCAGUGACACAGUUCCAUGCAGCAACAUAGUCCUGACUGACGUCAACUUGGAGAGGGAGGACGGCCAAGUGGAAACAUACUGCAACUCUGCGCAAGGCUUCGGGUAUGGCAUUGUGCAUCCCUCAGCAGAUUGUCUGAAUUCCCAUGACAAAGACUCUACAAUCACCGAUCAGACCGCUGAAGCUGAGCUCGCAGAUCUCACUAGGGCGGAUAUUGUGCACACGGAGCUCUGAUUUGGCUCCCUAUAUGCACAUAACUAAAUAACUGUUUGACAGCAUACAGAACAGGGUUAAUGAGCUUGUAGAGUGCUCUCUAGCAAUGUAAAGGAAUCUUGGAGGGAGGUUUAAGGGGCAGUUGCGGAGACUAUUACUAUGUAGACGAAUUAUAGUUAUAAAACUGAUCACUGCAGAUGAUUAUUAUAAAGAAUGAUUUCCAACUACA
This is a messenger RNA of Pyrus x bretschneideri (Chinese white pear), 3503 nucleotides long. Its product is annotated as probable polygalacturonase At1g80170. Gene Ontology annotation, molecular function: polygalacturonase activity. Gene Ontology annotation, biological process: carbohydrate metabolic process. The transcript is spliced from 10 exons. NCBI's taxonomy places the organism in Eukaryota, Viridiplantae, Streptophyta, Magnoliopsida, Rosales, Rosaceae. The coding region runs from base 1991 to 3295 and encodes 434 amino acids. The record is from RefSeq and is a predicted model, not a curated record.